Molecule: messenger RNA, 3001 nt
Organism: Xiphias gladius (swordfish)
Lineage: Eukaryota; Metazoa; Chordata; Actinopteri; Istiophoriformes; Xiphiidae
Gene: nab2
Product: NGFI-A binding protein 2 (EGR1 binding protein 2)
Exons: 7
Coding region: 455-1951 (498 amino acids)
Biological process (GO): negative regulation of DNA-templated transcription
Cellular component (GO): nucleus
Molecular function (GO): transcription factor binding; transcription coregulator activity
Source: RefSeq, a predicted model, not a curated record
AAGGCAGCCAGCAACCAAUACGGUUCGCCGGAGGAGGAUUUCUGCCAGUGAUUUCAGACGAGGUACGAUACGCAAAGGGGAUUUACUACGCCAAUCUGAGCCGGGGAAGCUUUCGGCAAUAGGUGACAGGGUAAGAAACGAAUAGGAUAAUAACUGCGAUGUGUCUUUGAGCAGAGCGCUUUCUGCUAACAUCUGGCUCAGGGAUACUUGCCUCCAGUCGAUGGUUUUUAUCUGAACUGGAACCAAUAAGCCGAGUGUGUCUAUUGUACUGUAGUCUAAAUGUGACCUCGUUUUGUCUCAUUCAUCGAGCGACAGCAGUUCCCAAUUCUUUAUGUUUAUCAGUUUCGCACAGUACCGACCUGUGACAUCGGUGGCUGGAGAGACACCUUUGUGUGAUUACGCCGGUCUCCUCUUUCCACAUCCGCCUGCCUGACCUGAAGAAGUGCUGUGUGCCAUGUCUCUGCCACGCACACUUGGGGAGUUGCAGCUCUAUCGGGUGCUGCAGAGGGCCAACCUGCUGGCCUAUUAUGAAACCUUCAUUCAGCAGGGCGGUGACGACGUGCAGCAGCUCUGUGAGGCAGCAGAGGAGGAGUUUCUGGAGAUCAUGGCACUAGUUGGCAUGGCCACCAAGCCACUGCAUGUGCGUAGGCUGCAAAAGGCCCUCCGAGACUGGGCGGCGAACCCUGCCCUUUUCAGCCAGCCCGUUUCAAACGUUCCACUCGGGGGCAUCCCGCUGUUCAAAGUUGAGGGGACGGGCACAAGUGGAUCAGCAGGCGGGCCCAGGAAGUCUGUCACCAAUGGGCAGCCGGGGUCACCGUGUGAAAGGGAGGAUCGGGCGUGUCUUACUCCGCUGCACAGUGGGAGUCCAAGAAGCCCCUGCUCCCAGGCCUCACCGCAGCCACCAGACUCACACUACAGGGAAAAACUGUCACCCAUGGACCCACACUGGCUCAGUCCGGAGCAGGAUGGGAACUGCACUUUGGCUUCUGCAUCUGUAAUAGAGGAGGAGCCGCCCAGUCCACCUCUGCUGUCAACAUGUCCUCCUGGUCCCUCCACAUCUCCGAGCCCUUCUGCUUCUUUUACCCCCACAGCCCUGUCAGCCUGGCCUGGAGGGCAGCUGGACGAGGAGACAGCGAGGGCGGUGGUAGAGAGCGUGGAGAGGCACCUCAGGACCCUGCCCAGGUCAGAUCCUGCGGAGGUGAAGACUCUGCUGAGAAUGAACAAAAAGAUUGCAAAGACUGUGGGGCACAUCUUCAAAAUGGGCUCCCAGGAUGUGAACAAGGAAGAGGAGAUCCGAAAGUACAGUCUCAUUUAUGGACGCUUUGACUCAAAGAGGAGAGAAGGCAAGCAGCUCACACAUCAUGAGCUGAUCAUCAAUGAAGCUGCAGCCCAGUUCUGUAUGCGCGACAAUGCCCUUUUGCUGAGACGGGUGGAGCUCUUUUCUUUGGCUCGGCAGGUGGCAAGGAAAUGUGCCUACACCUCAACACUAAAGCAUGCAAGGACAAAUGCAGAUGAGAACAGUGUUGUGUCCCAGAAGAGAGCGAGACAUGAGGUAAUUGUGCCUGAGAGUGUGUCAUCACUUCUUGGAGUGGAGGGCUCAGAAGGCCUAACCCAGAGGGCAGACGACGACAAUUUAUCUGCAGAGAGCCUCGAAAGUGUAUCACAUGACAUUGGCUCACAGUGCAACCAGUCUCCCUCCCCCCGUCCCCACACUGACACGUCCAACCCUGCCAGCUGGAGUCGCCAUCUCAUACAGCAAACGCUAAUGGACGAAGGGCUGCGAUUGGCACGGAUGGUGUCACAUGAUCGAGCUGGCAAGCUCAGCCUAGGAUCAGAGGGAACUCACUCCACAGACCAUGACAGCAAAUCGGAGAGGCGAAGCUCGAUAGCAGCAUGCAGGAGCACUAGCCCUUGCAUCACCAAAGACGACUCCAACCACCGGGGGAAAUGAAAAUGCUCUGAGGUUAACAGGGAACUUGCUGAGCUCAGGCCUGCCACUGAAAUCCUCACAGAGUCUGCUGCGCAGGCUAUUACUGAGCAGGUUUUUUUUCCAUGUGUAAUUCACUGACAUCACGGUCAUCUGUUGGUGAGAAGACUCUUAUUGGCCACAAAAUCAAUGCAGCAGAUGUCAGAAUUUACCAGCCACUGAUAUCAUAAACCUGCAAUGACUUCUAAAUUCAAAAAGUGUUAUGUUUUGACUUUAUAUUCAGUAAAUAUGUAGGGGAGACACUUUUUGGUUUUGUGUUUCAAACAGAUGGACUACUUUAGCUGAUAGUAAAAAAAAUAAAAAAUAAAAAAAAUAAGUGAUUCUAUCAGGAAAAACCUGAUAUUUUUGAAAAAAUUACACUGGUUUCAGAUUAAAUGGGCUCGACACAGCAGGGGGCACUGCAACUUUUAAAAUGGACUCUCUUAACUGGAUCCACCCUGAGUAACAUAGUAGUUACAUAGAGGGAAUGUGUUUUUUUGUAGGUACACUUUUAUCAACAUUUUCACAAAUUAACAAGAUAUUAUGAGUAUGUUAAAAUUCUCUGCGGUUCAUCAACCUCAGGAAAAAAAACGGAUUUUGUUUUUUUUGACAGGUGGCAGUGUGGUGUUCAGAUUAAGUCAGACAUGAAUGAUAUUUCUUGACAUUCAAAGACAGUUUACGUAGAUGGAAUAGGAAAGCAAAGAGCGUUUGUGGCAUAAGUUGAUCAACAUUUCCCAGUGCGUAGUUCAGGUUCAGAGGCCUUUGCUUGCAUCAUCUAAUCACCUGUUAGAUCUGAACAGGCAUGCUCAGGUCUAUGAGAUAUGAAGCCACCAGUCUUCGUCAUUUUCUCCCUCACAUCUUUCUUCAAUAAUAUUUUUUGCACCACAAAUGGCUGUUAUGGUGUUUGUAAGAGAUAAUGCUUCAGGCUUUUGUUUGAGGCAUUUCAUUGUUUUUAAUUAUGUGAAAAUGUACUCAGAACACAUUUUCUAAACUCAGUGGCAAGACAUAAGAAUACAGACGCUUUAUGGAUCUCCA